AUCCUGCUACAGCAACACAUUUCAUCGCGAGAGUGACGUAUGAACGGCCGAAAACGAAAAGCCUCUGUGUGCCGUUGUUAUCUUCUAACAUUUCUGAAGAAUGGAGACAAACGGCCAGGCAAAUGGGCCUAAAUCUAAAAAGGAAAAAAAUGGUGAUACGAAGGACAACUUAUGGUCUGCGAUUUUAGAAGAAGUCCAGAAUCAGGGCAAUACGAAACUACCUUCAAACAAAAAUGUGUUAGUUUUGGGUAAUAAUGAGACUGGCAAAACCACACUAAUCGCGAAAUUACAAGGGGUAGAGGACCCUAAGAAAGGGUCGGCACUCGAAUAUGCAUAUAUAGACGUUAGAGAUGAAUAUCGCGAUGAUCAAACACGCCUCAGUGUAUGGGUACUGGACGGUGAUCCAGGGCACACUAACCUGCUCAAGUUCGCCCUCAACGAGGAGACGUUUCCCCACUCGCUGGUCAUCUUCACGGUGGCUAUGACCACGCCAUGGGGAAUCCUGGAGCAGCUACAAACCUGGGCCACGGUGCUCGGGGACCAUAUAGACAAAUUGGAUCUCACACCUGAACAAAGGUUACAGAGUAAAAAACAGCAGCAGCAGAAAUGGCAGCGGUACACGGAGCCGGGCGAUGAGAUGGAGCAAGCGGCCUCGUCACCCAUGAAAAGGUCCUCCAGGAACCUGUCGGACGACCUGGACAGCGAGGAUGAUGAGAACCCGCUGCCCGAAGCUGUGUUGACCACUAAUCUGGGGUUGGAUAUAGUGGUUGUUGUCACUAAGACUGACUACAUGAGCACCUUAGAAAAAGAGCACGACUAUCGCGACGAGCACUUCGAUUUCAUGCAACAAUGGAUCCGGCGGUUCUGCCUCCAGUACGGCGCGGCGCUGUUCUACACGUCCGCCAAAGAGGACAAGAACUGCGACCUGCUGUACAAGUACCUCACGCACAGGAUAUACGGCCUGCCGUUUAGAACUCCGGCCCUCAUUGUUGAGAAGGACGCCGUGCUGAUACCCGCCGGUUGGGAUAGCAUGAAGAAAAUUAGCAUAUUAUAUGAAAACAUGCAGAGUUGUAAACCAGACGAUUACUACAGAGACAUCAUAGUGCAGCCAGCGACGCGGAAGAGCGGAGCGAACCGGGAAGCGGAGGUAGCGGCAGAGGACGAGCAGGCGUUCCUGCAGCGGCAGCUCGCCGCGCUGCAGGCCGGCACGCCCGCGCCGCGCGCCGACUCGCCGCUAAGGGCCGCGCAGCGCGCCACGCAGUUGGACGGCGCCAAGAUCGGCAUGGGUCCCGGCACGCCGGGCAACGAGGGCGUGCUGGCCAACUUCUUCAACUCGCUGCUGUACAAGAAGACCGGCAGCCCCGCCGGCCGCACGCCCGACCCGGCACCCGGUGCUGCUGCGGCGGCGGCACGCUCCGACGCGGCCGCCGAACUAGACCGCCUGACGCGCGCGAAGCCACGCCCGCCACCUCCGAUCGACUUGAACUCAUCCUCCGAGUGCUAGCGAUAAGGGUACAAUGUCGUACACCGGGCGUACAAAGCACUCGCCUACACCGCGCUCGUUAAACACAUUGCUGGCUUGUACUUGUCGACGCGACAUUACUCGCGGCCGGGUAAGCAUCCAUCCCGUAGGGCGUUCCCGGAUCCCGGGAACACAGUCCCGGAUUCCGGGAAACAGUCCCGGACUGCAAGCAUCCGUAGCUCCCUGCUUCAUCUAAACGCAUAACGCCAUGAGAUUCUUCCAGUCGCGGUGUAUAGGAUUCGGCGGAUCGCGAACAUAGUUUUGUACUCAUUUUAUAAAGAGUUGGGCGCCAUUGUAAAACCUGUUUUAAAUUAAAAUAUUAGCUAAUACUAUUAGGAUUUUAUAGAAACUUCUAAUAUUAUAAGACUAAUAUUUAAUAUGAAAUAGGCCGACAUGGCAUUGUGAGCGUCCGCGACUACACUGUAUUGUUUAUAUAAAUUAGAUAUUUAUGCAAUGAACUUUGAAAUUUGAAUAGCUCUUCAAUGUUGCUCUACGAGGAUAAUUUUCUAUUCUGUAACAAUUUUUGUUUGUAAUUGUUCAUGAUAUUAAAUAAGUAUUUAUUUAGAUAGCAUCGUGAAACUGAUUGUAGUUAAAGGUUAAGCCCAGCAUUCACUACACGACACGUAUGAAUCCGCUGACAAAUCCAUCCUCGAAACGCCAAACGCCCGUACGCUGCGAUACACGAGUGGAUUUGUUUGCCAACUAAUCCAGCGUACGUAAUGGAAACGAACACUCAAAAAUGCUCAUUACAAGACCUUAUUACGUUGUAAUAAGAGUGACGUAUGGUCAAACUAUGUUGUCGAUGGUGAAUGCUGGGCUUCAUAAGCAUCAUCUGAGAUUAGGAGGUUCCAUAACAUGUGAUCUUCUGUGAAGACUGGCCGUGUAAGAUCAGGACACGUUUAUGCACAAUGAAGUCACUAUUUGUACAAACCGUGUUUAUGUACAAUGAGAAUAUUUGUAUGUAACGAUCAUUUCAUACGCUCAUAUGUAAAUUAUUGUUUUCGACGGUCCGAGAUGUAAUGGUGACCUUUAUUGUGUGUUUUAAACGAAUUUAUUUAUUACUUAAAGCAUAAUUCUCAUUUUGAUUUGUUUACCCCCCACAGACAGUUGAAAAUGUUUAUAGAACUUUUUUAUGUUUAUGUGAAUGUAACUUAUUUUUUAUUGAAAUUGGAUUUUGUUCUUAACAUGGUGCAAUACUGAACAUUCCAAACGUGGUUUGGUGCUUAUUAUUAUAGUAAAAAUAUUGAAUAAUA
Molecule: messenger RNA, 2775 nt
Organism: Cydia splendana
Lineage: Eukaryota; Metazoa; Arthropoda; Insecta; Lepidoptera; Tortricidae
Gene: Dlic
Product: cytoplasmic dynein 1 light intermediate chain 2
Exons: 10
Coding region: 101-1504 (467 amino acids)
Biological process (GO): microtubule-based movement; microtubule cytoskeleton organization
Cellular component (GO): cytoplasmic dynein complex; centrosome
Molecular function (GO): dynein heavy chain binding
Source: RefSeq, a predicted model, not a curated record